This is a messenger RNA of Babesia bigemina, 1086 nucleotides long. RefSeq names its product triose or hexose phosphate/phosphate translocator, putative. Gene Ontology annotation, molecular function: antiporter activity. The transcript has a single exon. The record is from RefSeq and is a predicted model, not a curated record. Lineage: Eukaryota; Apicomplexa; Aconoidasida; Piroplasmida; Babesiidae. Gene Ontology annotation, cellular component: Golgi apparatus. The coding region runs from base 1 to 1086 and encodes 361 amino acids.
AUGUCGGAAUCAGCAUUGACUAUCCACGAAGUGCCGCAAGUCGUUGAAAUAAAUGCACUGGUUGAGGAAUCCGCAACGAAGCUGGAACACAAUGCGGCGGCGGUUGAGAAGCCCAAUGUCGACUGGUGGAGCCACAUCAAGCUUUGGGUUGCGAUAGGCGUCUGGUACGGGCUGAACAUUGCACACAUCAUGACCUCGAAGUCACUGCUGAACGUUCUACCGCUGCCAUGGUCGCUGUGUUCGUUCGAAUUCUUUGUGGGCUGGAUCUUUGCGAUCGUGUUUUGGGGCACGCAGUUCCGUCCCAUGCCGCACUUCCCGUCGAUUACGACUUUUGCAAAGAUGUUUGUACCCUUGGGCGCGCUUACAGUAUUACUUCAUUGCGGCACUAUACUCUCUAUGGCUUUGGGUACCGUGUCCUUCACCACCGUCAUUAAGUCGGCGGAGCCUGUGGCGACGGCCGCCUUGUCGAUUCUCAUCCUGAAGGAUUACCUCAACAUAUACGUAUACCUGUCACUGAUUCCCAUAGUUGCCGGAGUCGCCUUGGCGUCAGCAAAGGAGCUUGACUUCAAUGUUUGGGCCUUCCUGGCGGCCUUGCUGUCUAACAUCUUCGAAGCACUUAGAACAAUUAUUACGAAGGGGCUAAAGCAGGAUGACGAGAGAAUCGGUUCUAACCUCACCCCCACCAACGUCUACAUGCUUUUCACUCUGGUAGCUGCAGUUCUGUGCCUGCCUGUGGCGCUCGCAAUCGAGUCCCCUAAGUGGAGGCAGGUAUGGGCCGAGUCAACUGCUUCCAUGACAGGGGGUGAGAAGGCUUUCGUUGUUGUCCGGUUCGUAGCCUGUGGCUUUCUGUAUUACGUGUACAAUGACUGUGCGUUCUACUGCCUGGGACUUAUGAAUCAGGUUACACACUCUGUGCUCAAUACCAUGAAACGUAUAGCAGUGAUAGUAGUGUCUAUCAUCAUCUUCAAGAAUGACGUGGAAGUUCUGGGCUAUGUGGGCAUGGGCACGGCUAUUGUGGGUGGUUUGUUGUACUCUCUGGCUAAGCAGGGCGUUUGUAUGCGACAAAAAGCGGUGACGGCCGCUUAG